Messenger RNA from Centropristis striata (black sea bass), 11089 nucleotides. RefSeq names its product BAH domain and coiled-coil containing 1b (gene bahcc1b). The record is from RefSeq and is a predicted model, not a curated record. The transcript is spliced from 28 exons. Gene Ontology annotation, molecular function: chromatin binding. NCBI's taxonomy places the organism in Eukaryota, Metazoa, Chordata, Actinopteri, Perciformes, Serranidae. The coding region runs from base 421 to 8697 and encodes 2758 amino acids.
AUUACACAGCCUCACGGAGACUCACAUCCACAGGAUCCGGAGCUGGUAGUCGGGAAAACCCCCUCGGUGGAUAAAUUCAGCAGAGAGCUGAAGUCCAUACAUUUGAACGCGCGUUGGUUUGGAUACAGCGUAUAGCAGCAGGAUUAUCUUCGAGUUGUCAAGUUUUUGUGAAGAAGAAAGACUCUUUUUGGUUGUUUAUUUUUCCAAAUUAUAACCAUAAAUACUUGUAUGUUCUUUAUGGAGACGGCCGUUUUAUAGGACAUGACGGGGACUCAGUUUCUACCCUGCAAAGCCAAAACUCCGCUCAAUGCGAGGGGAGCCCGAAGUUCAUAAAAGGGAUUAUUUUGCAUCUGGGUGCCUGAGACCUUCGGUGCCUCCGGAUUUUACUUUGGGAUUUGGGAUUUAUCGCUUCUCACCGGGAUGGAAAGCCGAGAUUUCGCUCCUCCGCACCACCUCUUGACGGAGCGGAGCGCGUUGGUUCACAGCGCCGCGUCUCGGAUGGCGCCAGGCGGCCACGGCUCCGUGCAGCACCCCGCUCACUUCCAGCCUGGGAAAUACUACUCAUCCCACCUCUCCAUGACUCCGCACACAGGUGCUUCCUUCAUGGGUUCCUUCCUGGCCAGCAGUCUGGGGUCACCGCCCUCCCACCCUGCUCACCCCUCAGGACCCGCUGCCUCCCCUUCGUCCCCCUCCUACAGGCCUGGACCCCAUUCAAGCGCCUCCCCUAUCUGGUUCCCCCAUUCACAUGAAGGGUACCCCAGCUAUUCAGGAAGUCUUGCUUCUCCUUUUCUCCCCAUGAGUCCCCUGGAUCACCAUAGCAACGGCCUCUAUGGACAGCACCGCUUCUAUGAAACUCAAAAAGAUCACUUCUACCUGAGAGGCCUUCCUCCCCAGCCCCCUCUGCUCUCCACCAGUCACAGCCUUCCUCCGCUCUCCAGGACUGCUCCAGGCCACCCACUUGGCUCUUGCAGCCGGGAGACGGACAAUGGGGGAGGAGGUGGUAAGAACACCAAGGAUGUGAGCGAGAAAGGAGUUUUAUCCGUGUCAAAGGUGAAGGAGCGAUCAAGCAGCAAGGAGCGGCACCAGGAGAGCAAAGACAAACAACAUCAGCUUCAUCAUCACCAUCCUCAUCAGACGAACCCCACCACCACCACGUCCAGCCACCACCACCAAGCUUACCCCCACCCUCACCAUGCCCUCCUACCCCACCUCACAUCACAGGGCAGGGAGGAGGAGCACAGACACACUCUGGAGCGACACAAGGAGUACAGAGACAGUGACUCGGGCAGUCAGGAGACGAAACAUAUGAGUGCCUGUAAACUGUCCAGUGGUUCGAUAGCAGAGACUGGCUCUGGAGGAAAGGGGGGAGCACUGAGCAGCUGUAGUGGUGGUGGGGUGGGUCGACCUCCAUCCGGAGGAGGCAGGCGGUGCUCCAAGGAUGGACCCAUAAAUGGGGAGAUGAGGAUCAGCGAGUCCUCAGCUUCUUCCAAUGAAUGUAUGAGAAGAGGUGCGGUUGCAGCGACAGCCAUCCUGACACCUCCAAACCCCCACUCUGUGGCCUCCUACUCCAUGCCUCCUCCUCCUCCUCCACCACCUCCUCCUCAUGCUUUGCACAUGGGCUCCACAGUGGCAGGAGGGUGGCUACACCAUGCACAUCACCAUCCUGAGUUUUACUGUCCCCCGGCCCCUCUUACACUGACACCCUCCAAAGAUCCAGCAUCCACCCCUGGAGGGUCUGGCAGGGAGGCGAAAGUAAUCGGUCCAACUUACGUGCCUUCAGUUGGGCCCCUGGGAGACCUGACAGCCACUGACUGUCGUGGAGCAGGAGGAGGUGGGAGAAAGUCUGAUGACAAGAGUGGAGAAGGAUCUUAUGAAAGUCCCUCUCAUCAUCACAGCCGACUUAGUAGUUGCCAAAAGAAGGACAAAUCCCAGCCACAUCAGCAGCAGCUGGGAUACGGCAAGGCUGACAAACCUCCUGACUGGAGCCAUCAGACGCAGCAGUUCCACAAACCUGGCUCCAACGUGAGCUCUCAGCCCGAGCUGCGGUCCUGCAGCAUGGACACAUCUUCGUCCUUCAGAGACGUAGAGGUGUUGGAUGAUAUUUACCGGCCCUCACUCCCAUUAGAAGCCCAGGGGACACACCCUGGUGUCGGACAGGGCGUGUCCAAGAAUGUCCCCGACAACAGCACUCCUCCCUUCAGAGACUGUCCCCACUCAGGUCCUCAUCCUGAUGGGAGGUUGGGGUCGGGGGCAGCAUCUCAGAGAGAGGGACAAAAGGUUGCAAGGAUACGGCACCAGCAGCACAACAGCCAUGGAGCAAGUACAGAAGAGAGGGGACGAGACGGAGGUCAGACGGCACCUUCCUGGGGGGCUCGAGGGAACUACCACGAGGACCAUAGAAAAGGCUCCCAUCAUGCAUCAGUUAGUAACAGUGAAGUAAGAGGGCUCAGCAGCAGAGCUCCAAACAGUGACCAGCCCCAUUCUCAACCGCCUCCGCCUCUAUCCCGCACCACUGAGGGUGAGGGCAGUGCCAUGAAGAACCUAAUGAACUACAGCUCCCAGCAGCCUUUGCUGCUGCCACAGCGGGGCCCCUUCGGAGGUCUGGGCUGCCUCAAGCAGGGUGGAGAGAGAUCAGAGAAGGGGGACAGAGGAGGAGGAGCCAAAAGCAACACCUCCUCACAAGACCCUCCAAAACAAUCCCUUCCUCCUCGCCGAGGCUCCACUAAUGAGGGCGAGAGGGGGGACAGAGGUGGGAAGGAGGCAGGCGAGGCAGGUGAGGGGGAGGUGCGGCAGCCUCCGAUCGGUAUCGCGGUUGCCGUAGCCAGGCCUCCCCACCGUUCCCCAGACAACACGCCCGGACACAGCAGGCAGGGCAGGGUGCUGCCCAGCAUGAAAGGAGUUUCACGUCCUGUGUAUCCUCUUGGUCGGGAGGCAGAGGAGAGGAAGAGGAUGACAGAGGAACAGAUCAGCCUUCAUCACCUGGACAGAGACAGAGAAAUGAUCAUCAGGGAAAACAAGGAUCGUGUGGAGUUUGCCAGGAUCCACCCAUCUAGUAGCUGUCAUGGUGACCUGACCUCUCACCUCUUGGUUCCUGGGGGGGCCAGUAGGUUAGGGGCAGACCCUGCCGCACAUGCUCACCCAGCUCAUCACCACUGGAUGCAAAGGACAGGAAGUCCCUCCCUCUGGAUGGGGCAUUCAUAUGGUCUGAGCCACGUGGGAAUGAGCCCCGGCUUUCCACCAGGACUGCCCAGCCCUCUGCAACCCGUCUUGGGGUCGCUCACCCAAGACCCCAACUCCCCGCUGGUGGUCCUUCCUACAGAACCUGGGCCUCAUCAUCACCUCGACGUUCUGGAGCAGUCAGGUCUGUGGCCCCCUGUGUAUGGAGGCAGAGGCCCUCCUUCUCACCUGCAGCAUCAUCCCGUCUACUCCCGCUCUUCGUUUCUACAGCAACAGGAGCUGUAUGCCCUGCAGCAUCAGCACCAGCAGCAGCAGCGAGCCAUGGAGCACAUGCAGCGCCACUCUUUAGGACAGAGAAAACACGAGGAGCAUGCUAUCACCAUAGAGGACUCUCCUCAUGAAUCCUCCGCCUCCAGAAAUCCCACCUCCUCUUCAUCCUCUUCUUCGUCCACCACCUCCUCUCACGUGACCAAACCCUUCUCCCACACACCUCCUCCACCCAAGACGCCCACACCAUCUCCGGGGAUGUGUCCCAGCAGCCGUCAGUCACCCUGCUACCACUCCCCGUCCAGGCGACCUCACCCGCCGAACCCUCUGACCCCUGCGCCGAGCCCGGCUGCAGCAGCGCCCCGCUCCCCGGCUCUCAGCCCUGCUCCAUCACACCUCUCUAAGGGGCUGGAGAGGGGCAGUGACAGAGGAGAGGGACAGCCACCUCAGGACUACCCACAAUCCCUAGAGCCAGAUCUACCACCUGUUUACACCUACCCUCCGAUCACCAUGGGUUACAAGGCUGGGCCUUCACCUCCGGAGGCUCGAUUGGCCGAACAAGCAACAGUGGAGGCGGAGCCAGCAGAGCCAGACUCCAAGUCCCUCCCACACCCGUGCCACAUCACAGAAGAAAAAGAGCAGAGGGAUGAAGAGGACUGCGAAGUGGUGGAAAACCAGAGUGGAAUCGCAGAGGAACAGCGGGAAGUAAGGAGGGUGGAAGUGAAAGGAUGCUCCGAGCCCGAGAGCGAUAUUUCUGGAUUGCCGCCAUGCCCUUCCCCAGCUCCGGUCCCCGAACCAGCCUGCCCGGCCACAGCCACAGGCAAAGCCCUAAAAGUAGAGCUCUCUCUGGGUUUCCCGGGCCAGAAGGCCAGCCUGGAGGAGCCCCAAGUAUCCAAAGAGCAGGAGGAUGAUAAGAAAAAUGGAAAAGAGGACAUGGAGGAGGACGAGGGAGGGAAAAUAGGGCCUGAACCAACUGAAUGUACCGUCUCUGUGUUCGCAGAGGAGGAGGAGAAGGAGGAGGACAAUGGGGACAGAGAUGAAGAGAAUGUAGAGGUGGUUGAGGAAGAGCAGGAGGAGGAAAAGGGGAGUGGGAUGAGUCCAGACAACGACUUGAUGGAAGUAAAGUGUAACUCUCCUGCUCCUUCACUGUCCUCUGACUCCGUCGUCCCUCCUGUAGCGAGCACAGUGGCGAGCACGUCGGCCCAGCUCCAAGGGGCUUACAUGUGGAGCCUGGAGCUCCUGAUUGCCGCGGCUCUGUGCGCCACCAGAGAUGCCUUGUACCCACCAUCACCCGCUGUCCAGACCCCGAACCCUCCACCACAUCAUGGGAUGGAGAUACUGGGAGAACUUGCUGACCUGGAGAUCCAGCAGAGGAGCAGGGAGAGCAAAGCAGAAGACACAGAGGGUGAGGACAUGCUGACCUUCGACCUCCACAGUCUGGCGACGCUGGCGGCUGCCCGUGCCCUGGAGAUGGGGGGAGGGGAUGUGAGUGUAGGGGCGGAUCAGCAGUGUCCAAUCAGGAAGAGGCUCAACCUGCGCAGGAAGUGCAGCUGGACACCUCGCCACGAGCCGGUGUGCCCAGUAAAGGGCUCCAUGGAGACGAUGGGAGGGGAGGAGCUGGCCAUGCGUGUCCAGCUGGCUGAGCUACAGCGCCGCUACAAAGAGAAACAGAGAGAACUGGCCAAGCUACAGAGGAAACACGACCACCAGAAAGAGGAGACGUCUCGUAGCCCUGCCCGCCGGGGGCCCGGCCGCCCCCGCAAGCGCAAGUCCACCCCCGGCCCAGCUGCUGCAGAGAGCUCCAAGAGACUCAGAGCUGGACUGAAUUUACUGGAGGAAAAAGCCAGGAAGAAAAUGUCCAGCUUCAACAGUCUCAGCUCUGCACAGAUGAAAGCUCGCUGUAAGCACAGAGGUCGACCCAGCGCCCUGAGCUCAAGGCUGGCCAGGCGGGUGACCCAGCUGAAGCAGAAGGCUGCAGCUCAGCGUGGUGCACCAUCAGCAGGCAUGCUACACUGCAGAGGGACCCCUCUUGAGGGCGAUGCCUCCAAGAGUCACUGCAAACAAGGAAGAAAAGACAUGCAGCAGGACUGGGCGGCAGGUCCGACUGUCAAGAGGAAAAGGGGUCGAAAGCCCAAAGUGCUGAUUGGCGUCAACAUGAACGCAGCUCACCAAAAGGACGGCCGGACCUCUGAGAAACAGGAAGUUAGGGAAGAGAAGAGUGACAGCGAGAGCUCAGAGCGCGAGGAGGAGGAGGACGGCAGCUACGACAGCGAAGAUAGAGCAGGUGACACCAAGAUUAGCUCAUCCUCUAAAGAAGCUCCUGCAAACCCUGCCGGGAUUGUGCCUUUUUCAUCGCAGUCCUCCAAGCUCCAAGCAAACCAGAAAGCCAAGAGUAAGAGACCAGGGCCUCCCGGCACGGGGAACAUGCCCAACGCAGAUCAGAAGAGAGUGCCCAGAAGGCCAAGCCUUGCCAACACAGAGAGGGGACAUCCAGACCACCAGGGGACUAAAAGAGCAUCUCUGUCCAGCUGGGGUGUGUCGUCAGUGGGCUGCAGCUUUGGGGACGCCCGAGGGAACCAUGGAGCCCUGACAGAAGCAAACAGGGCCAGCAAGGAAGCCAUGAGGAGUUCAUUGGGACAGGGUAUUCUGGGAAAGGCCAAGGGCCACGCAGUGAGCCGGCUCCUGCAGAGCUUCGCAGCCGACGAAGGCUUUCGGUUGGAUGAGGAAAGCAGCUUCUCCGAGGGCGAGGAGGAAGAAGAGGAAGAGGAGGAGGAUAUGAAGCUGAUCCACCUCCCUCCCAACAUGCCUUGCAGAAUCCCUGCCCUGCCAAACUGUGUGCUGAGUAAAGAGAUGUUGGUGGACGGCCUGAAGAUCCUGAUCUCCAAGGAGGAUGAGCUGCUGUAUGCUGCCUGCGUCCAAACUCUGGACCUGCCUGACAUAUUCAGUGUUGUUAUCGAAGGAGAACGAGGUAACCGCCCCCGGAUCUACUCGCUGGAGCAACUACUACAGGAAGCUGUGUUAGAUGUGCGGCCUCAGAGCGAGGCCAUACUGACUGCAGGGACGAGAGUGUGCGCCUACUGGAGUGAACGCUCUCGCUGUCUUUACCCCGGAUACGUCCAUCGAGGAGGUCCAGGUGAGGAGGAGAAGGAGGGGAGUGUGAUGGUGGAGUUUGAUGAUGGAGACAGAGGAAGGAUCUCCCUCCCAAACAUCAGGCUUUUACCCCCAGGAUACCAAAUCUGCUGUGCGGAACCUUCUCCAGCACUUCUGAUCUCACCUGGUUGCCGUGGUCGCCGUAGCUCCACCCAGGAGAGGAAAGACGCAGAUAAACCAGCCAAUGAGGAGCCAGCUGGGAGACCUCAAGAAAAAAGACCAGUUGGCAGACCGAAGAAAGUCCACUCAGUGCCUAAGACUGCCAGCACACCGACAUCAGUAACAGACACUGUAACCAAAGGCAACACGUCCUUGUUGAACUGGUCUGCGCCCAGGAAGAGACCGCCAGUUGACUUCUUCCUCUUCAACGGGACGUCUCGGAAGACCCAGAGGAGGAUACGAGAGCGAGACUUAGGGCUGUUCCAUCGGCCCGCCUCCCACCUUCUCGCACCCCCGAUGCCUAUCAAAGGCAUCUUUGGCUCCCCUUUUGAAGGUGACUCCUUCAGUAGCAUCGCCAACAGCUACUCUAGCUUCAGAAGCAGUGUGAGCUCUGGAGCGGGGCGACCGGUUUCCACCGUUGCUUCCAUGGGGCUCCGGGACACUUUGUCCUCUGCUAGCCCCUCGGCUGUCACCAUGGCAGCUGGAAGCAGGAAGUCAGUGAACGAUCGAGACAGGAAACAAUUUCUAGUGAAGCUUGACCAUGAAGGAGUGACCUCUCCUAAAACAAAGAAUGGCAAAGCCCUGCUUCGACUCGGGGGGAGUGGAGGGAAAGGAAGCAAGAGUCUCGCCACUGCAGGAGCGCCGCUGCGGUACAUCCACCCCUCCCUGCUGGUGAAGGAUGGCAAGAAGGGAGGAGGGGAAGGAGAGGCUGCCGGGACCCGGCCUGAGCCUCUGGUAAAAGGAGCUCCACCUCUGAGAAAGGAUCUUCUGUCAGCAGGUCUGGGGGAUUACAGUUUGGACUACCCAAGCGACUGCCCCAGCUCUUACUCUGAGCUGGAUGAGGAUGAUGAGGAUGAUGGUCAGGAUGCCGAAGCACCUAGAAGAAGUGCAGCAGGCACGUCGCACCGUGGUGGCCGUUUUCUCUCCCGUCUCUCCGCCUGCUUCUCCUCAUCUUCCUCCUCCUCUUCCUCCUCCGGUUCCAUCUCCUCCUCGUCCGUCUGCUCCUCGGACAACGACUCCUCCUACUCUUCCGAUGAGGAGUCUUCCUCCGUGCUGCUGCGCCGCGCACUGCUCCAGCAGGACAAACACAAGCAUAGGCAGAACAUGACCUCUGACCUCCUUAGUCCUGACCCUACCACCUCCAGCUCCUCUCCCUCUGCCACAGCCCCAGCUCACGGCUAUGUAGCCAAAGCCAGCAUGGCCGUCUCGGGGUCAAAGGUGAAGGCUGACAGAACAGAAGACCGGAAGGAGUUCAUGUCAAAAGGAAGUUUGGCGGCUAACAGCAGCACCGCUAAAACCCAGCUGAAGAGGAAAGAAGGAAUUUCCAGCAGCCACCAGCAGAGACAAAGCAGUCCUGUGAGCCAGCAGCCGAAACAUGCAUCCCAGGACCCGACAACAGCUAAGAGGCAGCGGAUGUCUUCACCUGAGCCUCUGUCUAACAUGGCUCCUCUUCUGCCUGGACGCCAGCUCUGGAAAUGGUCUGGCAACCCCACACAGAGGCGAGGUCUGAAGGGUAAAGCCCGCAAGCUUUUCUACAAGGCCAUCGUGAGGGGCAAGGAGACGGUGCGUGUCGGGGACUGCGCCGUGUUCCUGUCACCUGGCCGGCCCCAGCUGCCCUACGUGGGCAGAGUGGAGAGCCUGUGGGAGUCGUGGAGCUCCAGCAUGGUGGUCAGGGUCAAGUGGUUCUACCACCCGGAGGAGACUCGCCUCGGGAGGCGACACCGCGACGGCAAGAAUGCUUUGUAUCAGUCGAGCCAUGAGGACGAGAAUGACGUGCAGACCAUCUCCCAUCGCUGCCAGGUGGUCAGCAGAACCGAAUAUGAUCACCUGAUGCGUGAACGCAAGCCCGGCAGCGCCACAAACGACCUCUUCUACCUGGCCGGAACCUACGAACCAACCACGGGCCAGCUGAUCAGCGCGGACGGCAUGGCCAUUGUGUCCUAGCACCAGCAGCUAGAGAGAAAUCCAAAUAUUGAAGUCGACUGCUUCCAGCUUUCAAUACGGAGCUGGGAGGGGGGACAGAUGGGAAAGCGAGGCAAAGAGUUUUGUCUCUGCGUAUUGAUCUGUCCCUUGUAAGAGAAGGAGCUAGCCCACUGGAUAAAGCCCGACAGUACUGGCACUUAAAGGAGCCUGGUUUGUUCUGGGGAAAUGUCUGAUCCAUGUCAGAUUUAGCCUCUUUAUCAGAUGUGGACUGAGGCUCCUACAGCCUUCCCUGUGGCUGAAAUAACAGAGUAUCUCGUCACUGCGACCAGAUUACUACAACAAAGGAACAGGAACCAAGGACAUGAGCACUUUGGAGUACAGUCACUUGGAUAUGCUACGGAGCGGGGGACUUGGCUUUCUGAAAAAAAGACUCAGAGAGACUUUAUGAUGAGGAGAGACUUACUGUAAACCACACUGGUUUGGAGGGUUUUAAUGGUCUUAUACUGGUAGUUUGACAACGUGAUUGGGAGAUCCCCCAACAGGACCAAAAAACACUGUAGUUCGGACUUUGUGUGAAAGUGUGUGUAUGUGUGUUUCCAGAGUGGCUGCAAUGACCCUGUUUGGCAUUUAAUGAGCUCUAAGUAAAUAGUGCUUUAGCGCGUGUUUGUACUGUACGUGUGGUCAUGCGCGCGUUCAUUGAGCAGGGGAUGACGUCAUGCCACACCGUCGGUACGUCCCUAACACUCUGAAUAUUAAUCUGUCCAGUACUUAACGUGAGGUUUUCAGCCCAUGUAGCUGAAACACAAAUUCUUCUCCUGUCAAGCCAUACACGUCAAUACCUCUCUCUCGCAUCCUACUAUUGGGGUGUGAAGACACAUGUACAGGUAGUUGGAUUGUUUUAUUUGAAAUGUGCGUGCAUGGUGGUGUGCAUGGGCGCGUGUUGUACAGCAUCUUGUAUUAUAGAACAUGUUGUAAAUAGUAUACAUAUAUAUUUGUUCUUGUUUUUUUGUUGUUUUUCUUUUGCAGAGAAGAUUAUUUUAUUUAGAUUUUUUUAGGGUGUUUGAGGGUGGGUUCGGGGGAGGGUCUGACAGAGGGAGGAGGUCGGGUUAGUUUCCUUCUCUCUCAAUGCACUGAACAGGAUCGGAGGUUUGGACUCGGGGUCAAACUGUACAACUGAUGUGAAGACUUUGUGGUUGUAAGCCCUGCUUUAGGCAAAGAAUAUGUAGAAAAGGGUGUUUGGGAAAUUUUUUAUAAGGAAAUCAGAAAAAAAGGCUCUUUUUAAACGUGUUCAAAAUGUUUUUGUCUUUCUGUUGGGUUUAGAAUGUGCAUUUCCUGUUCGGAGCUUCUUUUUUUUUUUUUUUUUAACAAAUACUGGAAAAGAAACUGAGUUUCUGCUGUUCUCAGAUCCUAAAAGAAUCUUCUUUAUCUAUUUUAGCCUGUAUUCCUAUAUAAAAUGUAGAUAUUUAUCUGGCAUCAAAAAGAAACAUACCAAAGCACCUGUGAGUUUACGCUUCACCGCAUUAGAAGAAAACAUUUUUAUGGAAAAGACAUUUAAAAAAGUUCAAUCAAAUCUGAAUCCGGGACCCCUGCAAUCACAGAGGUAUUUUAAGUAGAGUUCCUCUCGUUGUCUGCUCGUGUUCAUCCAGCGUUGCUAUGACAGCAUCCGAGAAACGUUGUUGUCGGCACGCUGCCCAGCUGAUGCACUUGAGGUCACUAUGGCAACCAGAAUGGCAUCACGUGACUGUGAAGGACAAUCAGAGCCAAUCAAUGGGACAAUGUUGAGAGGAAGAAAAAAAACUAAAUAAGGAUCAAAUCACAAAUUAUGCUUCUUGUCACUUUUAUUCCUGCUUUGCCAAAAAUGUCUGUGUGUAUGUUUUAUGUUUGCUUGUUUUCCUCGUUUACCAUUGUCUUACUGUUUAUGCAAGCCUGUGAUGACUGUUUGUUGUCAGUGUAUAGGAUGUACAGGGGGGGAGAAAAUGAUUGCCUUUUUUCUUUUCUUUUCUUUUUUCUUUUCUUUUCUUUUUUUAGGACAUUGACUGACUUUUAACAACAAUGUUGCUGUUACACUGCAAAGCAAAAGCUUUAAAAGGAAUCAAAUGUGAAACUCAAUUUUAAAAUAUUACUUUUAUGGGUCUUUAAUAGAUUUUUUUUCUCUUUUAAAGCUGUAUUUUCUUUAAGAAACACUGGAUUCAGUUGUAACCAUCACAUUUUGACAGAAGCGACAUCAUUGUUUUUUUUAUAGACCCACUGGAAAACUGCUUUGUAUGGUUGAGAUAGCCUACUAAAAUAUAUUAUGUAAUUUCAGUCAUUCUUUGGAAAUAUGACUAAAAUAUUUCCUCAUGUAAAAAAAGGAAAAGAUUAUUUAUCUUAAUUUUAUUGCCUUUUUGUGUUUCAUUAAAAAAGAUUCUUACAA